Stereum hirsutum FP-91666 SS1 is the source of this 1229-nucleotide messenger RNA. Its product is annotated as GroES-like protein. Bases 94 to 1173 code for a protein of 359 amino acids. Gene Ontology annotation, molecular function: oxidoreductase activity, acting on NAD(P)H. Lineage: Eukaryota; Fungi; Basidiomycota; Agaricomycetes; Russulales; Stereaceae. The transcript has 4 exons. The record is from RefSeq and is a predicted model, not a curated record.
AAAGAUCAUUCACUCUUGAACCCCUCUGCUCUAAUCCCAUCAAGUAGCCCCUAUAUCGCCUUCAUAACCACCUCCACUUGUCAUUAUCCGACCAUGCAGAACUUGGCACUCUCACUCGCAUCCAAAGGUGCACCCUUCGUCGUCGGCACUCGUCCUGUUCCUAAGCCCGUGAAGGGUCAGAUGCUGGUCAAGAUUGUGGCCACAGCGCUGAAUCCUCUUGACGCGUUCAUGCAAGCCAGUGGAUAUCUAGUAGCGUCCUGGCCUGUAGUAUGUGGGUGGGAUGCUGCGGGGAUAGUUGAGGAAUUGGGUGAAGGAGUUGAAGGGUUUAAAAUAGGUGAUAGAGUGAUGUACGAAGGAGAUUUUACCAACGAUAGGUACACCUUUCAAAGUUACGGACUCGCUAACGCGUCUACGGCAGCCAAGAUCCCCAGCAACCUGUCCUUCGAACAAGCAGCUACUAUCCCUCUAUGCCUUUCCACCGCCGCCAUCGGUCUCUAUGGAAAACGUGCCUCUGAAAACAGUUCGAAGCGCGGAGGUGCGGGCCUUGUCGCUCCUUGGGACAAAGGUGGCAGGGGUAAGUAUAAGGACGAGCCAAUCCUCGUGACGGGCGGCGCAAGUUCUGUGGGACAAUUCGCUAUCCAGCUUGCGAAGCUCUCCGGGUUCAACCCCAUCAUCACCACCGCUUCCGCUCAUAACAAAGCCUAUUGCGAAGCUGCCGGAGCAACGCAUGUCAUCGACUACCGAUCCACACCGUAUUCUGAGCUUGCAUCCGCCGUCGCAUCCAUUACUUCCCGGCCUAUCAAGAUAAUAUACGACGCCAUAGCAGUUCCGGACUCCCAGAUCGCCAGUUGGUCCCUUCUUAGCCCAGGCGGCAAUGUCGUCGUUACUUUACCUCCAUCCAAGGACAUAGGAGAGCCGGGUGUCGAGGACAAAGAUGGAAAGUUCGUAGCCUGGGUAUUCGGAAGUGUGUGCGACGACACGAUAGGUGAUGUCAGACUCGGUGAGACGAUGUUCAAGGUGUUGGAGGAUAUGAUGAGGGAUGGAGAGAUUAAACCAAAUCAAGUGGAAAUUCUCGAGGGCGGAUUGGCUGGGAUCGAAGGGGGCUUGCAGAGAAUGUUGACUGGGAAGGUUAGCGGGGUGAAGUUGGUGGCGAGGCUUUCAGAAACGCCCUGAACAAUUACGGCACUUGUAUGACUACGGAUUGACAGAAGUAUAGAAUUAUCUUUGCU